Molecule: messenger RNA, 5030 nt
Organism: Osmerus eperlanus (European smelt)
Lineage: Eukaryota; Metazoa; Chordata; Actinopteri; Osmeriformes; Osmeridae
Exons: 6
Coding region: 715-4038 (1107 amino acids)
Source: RefSeq, a predicted model, not a curated record
UCCACUCGAUCUUACUCACGAGUAGGCUGUUCAAAGACGAUGUUGGUGAUGCGACUCUGCGUAUUCGUCUGUGUGGGAUGCAAGUUAAAUAGCCUGCCGUCAUCGUGGCUGUUCAGCGCACGCACUCUAGGCUACUGCGGUAAAGAUGCGUCUGCUAUUGCCGCGGAUAGGUUGAUCGUACAGAGGCCCUUGGAAAAAAAGAAUUUAUUUGCAACUGCAUUUGGAGUUCGAUGCCUCCAGGAAGGACGUUUAGUGUCAGCUAAUUUUGGCUAUUGAUGGUGUAAUGUAAUAGACGCUUUCAGUCCGACUGUAAGAGAGGCGUGCUCGGGAGAGCUACAAUAAGAGUCGUAACCUAUAGGCUACCGGGAGGUUCAGAAACCUAUUAGCGUAUUAACAAAUACAUGUUAAAGAUAAAGACGAAUCGGCGAUUUAAAUGUCUACAUUCAUUCUGGGAAUUGUAGGAUGUUGAGGUUGUUUACUUGUGUCUUGUAUACUGGACUAGCUACAUGACUGAUCUCUCCCAAUGGAGAUACAGUGAGCUUGUGGAGCCCGACAGAGAAAGAUGUUGACAUCCCAGUCACUGAAGAUCCCUCGCAACCACACAGUGACAAGAUAUUCUGAUCCCACAUACUUCACAGCACCCACUCCUCUGACAUCUUAGUCAGAGGGGGGUCACACAUUAUCUCAUACCCCUUUCCUUGUUAACUGACUCCUAUGAGGCCCACAGCUAUGCUCCAGCAGAACAACAACAACAACUAUCCAUGUCUGGAUAUGGCUGCGUCUCCCAGACCAGCUGUCCAACAGUGCCCGAAGGCCAGCCUGCCCUUUGGUGCUGGCCGGCUGGAGCUGGGAGACAUUCCCCUGGUCAGGGGGCUUCGUGCCUGGGCCCUGUGCUCCAAGAACCGAAGGAGGACCCCUGCCCCAUCCUCCUGUGCUCCGGGGCUCCGGCCCGUGGAUCUCUACCCCGCUGCUGAGUGGGGUCGGCUGGGCUAUGGACUGGGGCUACCUCCCCUGGACUCCAGGCAGGCUGGGCUGGGGGCUCUGGUCACGGUGGCCACCUUGAAGGCCUCAGAAGGGGGUGGUCAGACCCAGACGCGCUGCCUGGUAGUUCGGACGGAGGGUGGGAGGUGUCUGUACUCCACGGCCACCUCCCAGGGACGCCACCCGCAGGAGUCCGCCUCCACCCUGGUGGGCGGCUGGCUGAAGGAGAGGGUAGCAGGAGGAGCCAAUGCUGGAAGAACAGCGAACGGGGAGAGAGGAGGGGCUCAAGGGGCGUGUCGAAUAAAACUGCGUCACGGCCGGAGGUGGAGGACGUCCUGUAGGCCACCAGCUGCCCCCCUCUCUGAUGGAACGUUCCAGAACGUUCCAGAGGAACAGGAACUAGGAGCUCUCCCCAGAGAGGGGAAACAGGAAGAAGGGGACAAAGCAAGCCUCCUCAGGACAGAUCCGGACGGCCAGAGGGGCAGACAAGACCGAGGGGGGUCCAGGAGCCCCAGAAGCAACAACGUUCCAACCCAGAGCUCCUCGCGCUGCCCCAGGAGGCACGGGGGGCAGGGCAGCAGGGGUGGAGGGGCGGGGCAGGGUGGAAGUGAGGGGGCAACCCAUCGGCAGAGCGGCGAUACGGUGGACAGUAUGGAGCAGCAGGAAGAGGAAGCCCGCGAGGGAACGGGACGCGUGGGGUUAACGGGGCGUGAGUCAUCCGCGCCUCCAUCCGGCGCCGACCUAGAACCUUGCAGCCCUGUCGCUGAAGACCAGAAUGACACGGAGCGCUCUGACUCACAGAGAGAGCUGUCUCCCCAGACCUCCCUCCACACAGACCUCCAGGAGGAGAAGACAAAGGAGGAGCCCACCGGAGCUGAGGAGAACGACCCAGGCAGCUGCAGUGUUUUCAGGGGAACGCUGAGAGACUCGCGGGGCUUGGAGGAAGGCGCAAAUUGGGUUGUGGAUCAUGUGGAGUCGGAGAAGGAACCGGAGGGAAUGGAUGGAGCAGAGAGGCAAGGCCUGAGUGGGUUGGACGAGUGCAUGCAUGUUAGAGCCCUAGAGAAACACCACUGCACGUUGGCUUCAACCUCGGCCGCUACACUGAGCUCCGGUCCUGCAGAGGGCAGCACCUUCACAGCCGAGCUUGACACCCGCUGUGAACUCAUAGAAAAGGAGAGUAUCUUAGACGUUGUACACCACGACGAGAUAAAGCACUGUGUGAAAUAUCCUCCACACGAGACAGACCCAGUGACUGAGGAGAGAGAGAGGGUUGAUGACGAUGGGAGUGAACUCUUGGACGCUGGGGUCCAGUCGACCUCACCAGAGGUCGGGGACCCCUGCAAUCCGCCUGGGGAGACCCCGUGCAAGGUCACUGAUGAUGAGGUUAGGCCGAUGGAAGUGUUCAAACGUGGCCAUGUCACAGCCUAUGGAUUGGAGGGUGAGGCUGGACAGGAGAAGGAGUUUGAGGAGGAGAAAGAGGAGGAGUUGGAGGCCGGGAGGACUGGGAGGACUGGGGACUGCAGGAAGGAGAUAGAGCAGGAGCGCAGUGGAGAAGAGUCCCAACUGAUCACGGAGGAGAAGGAGUCACAUGAGGAGUCUAGGCCAGAGGAGUUGAACCAGGAGAAGGAGUCAGAUGAGGAGUCUAGGCCAGAGGAGUUGAACCAGGAGAAGGAGUCAGAUGAGGAUGAUCAAACAGAGGAGUUGAAUGGGAAGUUGGAAGCGCUGGUGGAGGAUAGUAACAAGUCACCGGGAAGAGAGUUCAGCAAAGAAGUGAUCAGAACUGAGGAGUUGGAGGAGUUUAGGCCUGGGGAUACAGUGGGGGAGUUAGGAAUGGAGGAGAGGAACGGAGAUAUAGAAAAGGAGUGUAGGCCAGAGGAGGCAUGUCCAGUAGCUCCACCUGCAGCCCUAAUAGAAGAAAAAGGAAGUGGAGAAAGAGGGUGGAGCAAGAGAGAAGGAGAGGAUGUGAGAGAGGGAGAGGUGGAGAGAAAAGGACUGGGAGAGAGAGAGGUAGAGAGAAAAGGAGAGGGACAGAGAGAGGUAGAGGGAGAGAUAGAGGGAGAGGUAGAGAGUAAAGGAGUGGGAGAGAGAGACGGAGAGGCAGAGGUAGACUCAGUAGGUCAGUCAUGCAACACCCCUUCUCUGGGCCCUGUUGCCCUAGGCUGCCCUGCUACUUUUGUCACAAACUCACCACAUAAUCCUCCCCCCCUGGCCGUCAUGGCAACGGGCCUCCCCUGUCCGGAGGGGGUGAGGGAGGCAGAGGGAGGGGCCUCGGCAGAGCUCCAGAAUGCAGAGAACCGGGAGCAUGAGCAGGGCAGCAAGGUGGCCUCUGUAGGGGGGUCUGUGGAGAGGGGACAGGAGGAGGAAGAGGAGGAAGAGGAGGAAGAGGACGACUUUGGGCUGUUCAUGCAGGCAGGGGAGCAGUCGUCGUGGGAGGACGGUUUUGUCACAUCACCUCCAGUGCCUUGUGGGAACGGAGACAGUGCUGCACUUGAAAACCAUCUAAACUCAGACGAGUCUGCUCAUUGGACAUCAGGCUGGACAGACAGCUCGGUCCACCAAUCGGAGGAGACAUGGACAGCCUUCCCUAACGAUCCUGUGGGGCUGGAGGGGCGGGACGCAGCGGGACAGUGGUGGCCCAGCUGUGCUGAGGAGGAGACGGGAGAUAGACAGCCCACCAAGCAGGAUCUGAACACUGUGUUCCGGGAGGUCUUCCCCUGCCUGCCUUCCUCCUCCGUGAAGGGGGAGGUGGUUCCCACACUCACACAGCUCCUCAGGGGGGUCCCGGCUCAGCCCAGCCCAGCGGAGGACCUCCGGCUAUUGGAUGGGUUUCAUGACCUGAACAAGAUGAUUGGCUGGCGGUACAAGAGGGCCAAUGCCGUGUCCUGUGAGCUUCUUCUGCAGUCGUUGCAUCUGGACCAGCAUGGCAGAGACUAUAUCUCUGGGAUUCAGUCCACCAAUCACAGUCCAUCUCUUCGCCUCCCCUCAUCCAAUCAGUAUGCUUCGACCACCGGGAAGAGAUGGGUAUCUUAUGACCAUAACAAAAACAUCAUGGAGUAGCUAGCUCAGCCAGACUCUUAGUGUGCUCCUUGUUCGGACUGUGCUUUGCCAAUCAUCUGACAUGACAUCAUUUUCAGUCCUGUGGGGCAAAAUGAACCAUUUCAACGUUUCAGCCCAACCCGCUAUCCCUGUAAGGAUCGAUCGAUACAUGUGUGCUGACAUUUGAUUGACCAGAUCAUGUACACUUGUCUAUGGACAAUCCUCCAUUUUGGCUCUGCCUUUACUGUAACUUGACUAAUUUCAACCCUCUCAUAAAACAAUAUGCCUUUGUUAUGUAAUUAGGGGAAGUUUGACUGGCCCUGUGAAGACAAAGCAAUUGUUGUUAUCCAUGUUACUGCUUGCAGGGGGGAAAUGAAAGGAACAAUGUAGGAAAACGGUUAUGCAACAGAAGGUUGCAGUGUUAUGGAAAAGUUGUUUACAACUUCAUCCGCUCACUCUCCCAAAGGAAGGAAUAAACGCACACAUACACUUACAAACACCAAUUCUGUCUCAUCAUGCAAUGUUGUUUUCAACAGUUUAUCACUAUAUGCAUGUCUACUGUGUUUUACAAACACUGUGGCAGACAGGAUACAUUUAUCAAUUUUCUUAUUAUUACAGACAAUACUUUAGUAUGGAUAUGUUUACUGACACAGCUGCAGAUCUGACAUUAGGCUUACAUUUACUGUACCUUGGGAGAGCCUGACUGAGGUGAGAAUGAGAUUUACUUGAAUAUAAUUCAAUAUUCGUCAUUAACAAUGAAGUUACUAGUUUGUUUUUAGAGCAGAAGCAAACAAGCGAUCAUCACACCACGUCUAAAGAUUAUAUUUGGUUAAUCUUGUUUCUUUGUCUGUGGGCCCAUUCAAUCAUCAAACUAGAAAAAAAGUUAAAUAUAGCAUAUGUCGUCAUUUGUACAAAAUAUGAAUUCCUCCAGAAAACAAUAUGAAUAUUUUCGGAGUUCGAAUUGAAAAAGAAAACGAGAUUGUCAACUUGUUAAUUGAUGUAAUAAAAUGAUA